AUGUCUGAUGUUCAUAAUGAUUAUCCAGAAUUUCGUAAUUUACAUCAUCUGAAGUUCAUUCUUCCGUGUUUCAACUCGAAUCUUCUUAUCAACGUGCUUGAGAAAUGUCGUAUUCUUCGGGUUCUCAUAAUCCUGAGCAACAAGGGAGGAACAAACAAGUACCAUUCUAUCAAAAGAUUAACAAAUAUAUCAAAGGGCUCUGUCAAAUGCCAACUUAAAUUUGACCUAGAUGGAUCUCCUUAG
Trifolium pratense (red clover) is the source of this 243-nucleotide messenger RNA. RefSeq lists its product as uncharacterized. The record is from RefSeq and is a predicted model, not a curated record. The transcript has 4 exons. Bases 1 to 243 code for a protein of 80 amino acids. NCBI's taxonomy places the organism in Eukaryota, Viridiplantae, Streptophyta, Magnoliopsida, Fabales, Fabaceae.